Acanthoscelides obtectus is the source of this 642-nucleotide messenger RNA. NCBI's taxonomy places the organism in Eukaryota, Metazoa, Arthropoda, Insecta, Coleoptera, Chrysomelidae. The record is from the annotation of a GenBank genome assembly.
AUGAAAAAUACAGUGAAAAAAUCUAAGAAAUCUAUCGAGAAUAUGAAGAGAAACAAGGAAAUAGGCAAGAAAGAGAAAAUUGAGAAGAUCCAUGAGAUCGACAAGAAUGAGAGAAUUGAAGAGAUGGAAAGGAUUAUUGUGCUCCUGAAUGAGGAGGAGAAAUCUGCAAGUGUUUCAUCACAAGUGCCUUCAACAUCUCAUGCGCGUCCAACAAGUCCAACUGCCUUCAAGCCUGCCUCAAAUAAAAGAAGUAAGACUUCUAAACAAAAUAAGACCCAAACAGACUUCAUGAAUUACUGCAAGAAUCAGCUUGAAAGCAAAAAUGAAAUUGAUGAAUUUGAUGCAGCCGCAAUUUCGUGGGCGAAAAAAAUUAAAAAGAUGAAUCCAACUCAGGCUAUUUAUGCAGAUAUGCUUAUCAAUCAAGUUGUAAAUAAAGGAUUAUUAAACCAAUUAACCGAGACAACGAUAAUUAUGCAACAAUCACCAGUUCCACUUCCACUUUUCUCACCGCCUAGCCCAUAUAGUGUUGCUUCAUCAAAUUCUUCAUUACAUCGUCCAGAAAGAACAUCUCAAUUACAUGCUUUAGAUUCAGCAAGUAUAACAGCUUACUAUGAGCAAGCUAGUCAGGAUUUUAGUAAUUAA